Molecule: messenger RNA, 1205 nt
Organism: Tripterygium wilfordii
Lineage: Eukaryota; Viridiplantae; Streptophyta; Magnoliopsida; Celastrales; Celastraceae
Product: zinc finger HIT domain-containing protein 3
Exons: 9
Coding region: 240-809 (189 amino acids)
Biological process (GO): box C/D snoRNP assembly; snoRNA localization; maturation of LSU-rRNA from tricistronic rRNA transcript (SSU-rRNA, 5.8S rRNA, LSU-rRNA)
Cellular component (GO): nucleus; pre-snoRNP complex
Source: RefSeq, a predicted model, not a curated record
AUGGGCCGUUUGGGCAGUAGCAGGCCAGAGGUGGGCCGAACUUCUUCAGUAUUAAGAGAGACUCGGACGCAUAAGCAUUGCAGAAGAUGUUCAUGGAGCUUCCUUCCAUAGGCGGACGAGGAAAGAAGUGAAGAACGCCAGUCAGUUGUAUUGCUCUGUCGGAGUUUCGGUCUUCGAACGCCGUUUCUGUGGUAACUCUUUCUGAAUUUCUGGUUCGGAGGUACGACUGGACGGACUGAAUGGGUCCUCGUCAAUGUCUAGUGUGCAAUGAAGCGCAGUCCAGAUACAAGUGCCCUUCAUGUCUAGUUCCUUAUUGCUCUCUUGUCUGUUUCAAGAAGCACAAAGAAACCCCUUGUAGUAAGCCAAAAUCUGCUGAGGAACAACCGACUUCUAUUGAAGAAAAAUCAACUGGUGCUUCAGAAUUGCUUGUAGAAAGGCCAGUUAGUGUCGAUGAACCUGGUGAGGUGUUGCAGAAGUCCCAACUUGAGUCUAUAGCUGGUGCUUCAGAAUUUCUUGUAGAAAGGCCAGUUCGUGUCGAUGAACCUGGUGAGGUGUUGCAGAAGUUCCAACUUGAGUCUAUGGGACAAACAUUUAAAUCCAAAGUGCACUGGGGCAACGAGUCAUUGACGCUGCCACAACUAGGAGCUUCUUCUAGUGAGAUUUGUAACAUUUUGAAGGAUAAAAGCCUUCAGAAGCUCAUCUGUGAUAUCAAUUCUUCUCCAAAUUCAGAAGAUGAACUCGACAAAGCUAUGAAUGUGGAAGCAUUUCGCAUUUUCAGUGAGAAGAUUUUGGCCAAUAUUGCCCCAUGACUGGCUGCGGUUGUAGCUAGAUGAUGAAGAGUUUUUUUCGCUGUGCAUCAGAUGUAAUUAUUUACGUCAGGUAACAUAGCAUGGAUCUGUCCAAAUCAUCUCAGAAGUUUUCUUCCAAGCCUGGUAAAAUAUCCCUUGGUUCUUAAAGUUCUUUACUGCAAGUUGGUUGUAAGAUAGUCGUGGGAAGUUUAAACAGUAUCGAGUGCUGGUAAAUGGUAAUUAGCCAAAAUUCUGCACCUUAGCUUUGGCUUUGAGUCUGCUAUCUUUUUUUCUUCUUUUUUUUUUGUAAUGUGGAACCCACCUAGUUGUCCACCGGACAACUUGUUGGUAAAUCCCAAGCCACAUGGAAGAUCUCGCAAAUUGCGACAAGGAAAACACUCAUGAGACUUGAACUCA